GGUCCCCAAAGGGGGGACCUUUGACAAGCCGUCGGCUUCCUGUUCUCAGGUAAAUUCAGUUAAAUAUCGCUAACAAUAACAUAAUUAUGUUAUAAUAAUGACAUAAUAUCAAACUAAGAUGUGGAUGACCUAACACCUUCAUGCUAAAAUGGCACCCAAGAGAAGGCCUAAAGAUUCAGUUGGACGUAUUGUCGGUACUAAUUCCAGAUGGGUGUCUCUGGACGUCUUCCUUACUGUGAGUGGUGUUGGCUCAAUAGGUAGUUAGGUAGAGGGUUGUGCUGCUGCUUGUGUUGUCCUUCAGAUUGGAGAUACAGCAAUACUGAUCAAGAGAAAUACCAUCUCUUUCUCUAGCCAAAAUGUUAAUCGUCCACCUUCACCCAAUCAUCCAUCUGUCCAUAGAGACUGAUUGGGUAGGGAGAUAGACUGAAUAAUAAAAUGGUCAAAGAUUUUGGCCAUUUUGAUCCAGGCCUAGGUCCCUAGGCCUGGAUCAUUUUCAGCGAAAAAUUUGGCCUGAAAAUUUGAAUCAAGAACUUCCAUACACAGUAUGGUGCUAAGCUAUUUAUUUAUUUCGUGUGGGCUGGAAAAGAGAGUAGUGUGUGGUGGUGUUGGUUUUGAAUGGAGGAAAUCCGACGUGAUAACACCUCACACAGGAAAUCUUCCUGGCGAUUUUCCCUAGAUAUAGUGUGCAUUCAUGGUAAUAUAAUGCCAUUCAGACAUUACGUUAAGGGUAUUUUUCCAGGGACACGUACAUGUAAAAUACACACAUAAUGAAUACAGAGGCUGCUGAUAUUUCUCGUAGUAGCAGUGUGAUUACUCCACUGCAAGAGGCUUGGGGGAAGGUUAGGCUGUUGUAUGACAGCACGUACGGUCGUCAUGGGUCUCGCGUCAAUCAUAUACAAAACCCUGAAGGAAAUUAUUGUAUAGAACUCUCGUAUAUAAUUUUAUGUGAUCAGUGCUGAAUAAUUAAUAUGAUAGUUUAUUGCCUAAUUAAGAUUCAAGUAAUAAGAGUCCAAGUUUCUGACAAAACCAUCGGCCAAAAUCCAAGACAAAUUCGUUUUGUUAAAAAUUACAUUUGUAAGUCUCCUGAAACGAAAAUAGACAUCGGCUGUGCAUCCCGCCUGAGAUAAGCGUUCUUGCAAUGAGGAAACACAUAAUGGAGUGGGAGGGAUUGGGUGGUUCCCAUUACGCCAGCACCCCCACCCUCGCCGCCUGCUCCGCCACUACCUCUCGCCACCACCACCACGGCUCCAACAGGUCGCUUCCCUACACACCGGCUGGCAAGUCCCCCAACUCCUUCUCUUCACUGUUUAGGACGAAGAUUAUGGCGGGAAAGAAUGAAGAGGUGCUGAAAGAAGCGUUUAUGACAAAGCGGUCGCAGAACAAGAGGUCUUUCACCCCCACGAACUGGAAAGAUCGUUGGUUCGUUCUUUCGCCCGAAAAUCUGAUUUACUACGAUGGCGACAAGCAGAGCGGACGACGGAAGGAACGUGGACGCGUGGAGUUGAGCCGAGUGGUGGCGGUGGAGUGCGUGGAUAGUGCCGUGUUCCAGCGAGACUGGGUCUUCCAGCUCUGCUACCUCUCCGACGAGAAGGAGCAGUUCGUCCUCUACAUCGCCGCCGUCACCUCUCAGGAGCGUGACCAGUGGCUCGACUACAUCCGAAGGCUGGUGGCGGACAACGAGUGCCUGGCGGAGUGGUACCACCAGGGCGUCUUCAUCAGGAGCCAGUGGACCUGUUGUAAGGGCGGCAAGGACGUCACUGCCUGCACCUCCGUCACCUGGACCAUCAACCACAACAACAAUCCUCCAGGUGAGUGCCACUCUCCUACCACCAUCAUCAACCACCAUCCAGGUGAGUGCCACACUCCCACCACCAUCAACCACCAUCCAGGUGAGUGCCACUCUCCCACCACCAUCAUCAACCACCAUCCAGAUUUUGAAUUAAAAAAUUCACCCCAGCUAGUGUGGCACUCUAGUGUUGAUGGCUCUGUGAUUCGGCUGGUGUGGCACUCUAGUGUUGAUGGCUCUGUGAUUCAGCUAGUGUGGCACUCUAGUGUUGAUGGCUCUGUGAUUCGGCUGGUGUGGCACUCUAGUGUUGAUGGCUCUGUGAUUCAGCUAGUGUGGCACUCUAGUGUUGAUGGCUCUGUGAUUCAGCUAGUGUGGCACUCUAGUGUUGAUGGCUCUGUGAUUCAGCUAGUGUGGCACUCUAGUGUUGAUGGCUCUGUGAUUCGGCUGGUGUGGCACUCUAGUGUUGAUGGCUCUGUGAUUCGGCUGUCGUUGUGCCUUAUUUACAAGCUACGAUACAUGAAGCCCCGUUUAAUUAUGGGAAAAACUUGGCAAAGUGUUUCUGCUGCUCUCACCGGUGUCGUGGUGUGGUGA
Messenger RNA from Procambarus clarkii (red swamp crayfish), 2377 nucleotides. NCBI's taxonomy places the organism in Eukaryota, Metazoa, Arthropoda, Malacostraca, Decapoda, Cambaridae. The record is from RefSeq and is a predicted model, not a curated record.